Messenger RNA from Medicago truncatula (barrel medic), 2706 nucleotides. RefSeq names its product pentatricopeptide repeat-containing protein At4g26680, mitochondrial. Gene Ontology annotation, molecular function: protein binding. NCBI's taxonomy places the organism in Eukaryota, Viridiplantae, Streptophyta, Magnoliopsida, Fabales, Fabaceae. Bases 185 to 1750 code for a protein of 521 amino acids. The transcript is spliced from 3 exons. The record is from RefSeq and is a predicted model, not a curated record.
AGCACUUCGGUGCCAUAGUGUCAAAAUGGCACCAUGACACUUGCUUCCCCACAUAAACACUUCAUCAUCUUCCCCAAGUGAGCACCACUACUCUACCUCACUGGAUUUCCCUUUCCCUCUCUCACCUCACCAGGUACCUUCAUUUCCAUUUCCCCAAUACAAUUCAAUCUUUUUUCCUUUUAAGAUGAAAAAAACCAUUCGAUUUCAUCAAUUUUCAACAACAUCAAUCCAAUCCCACACAAAAACACACUCUCCUUACCUACCUAUACCUCAUCGAACACUUCCACAACCAAAAGGACAAGACCUAGAUUUCAUCAACAUUUUCCACAGUCACUUCAUCCACUCUCAAUGGGAAAAACUCACUCCUUUCUCUAAAACCUUAACCCCAUUCAAAAUCCAACACAUUCUCUUAAAACUCCAAAACGACGCCGUUCUAUCUCUCAAAUUCUUCAAUUGGGUCCAAACCCAUAACCCUAAUUCUCAUACCCUUCAUACCCAUUCCUUCCUUCUUCACAUUCUCACUAAAAAUCGAAACUUUAAAACCGCACAAUCCAUUUUCAGCAAAAUCAUCACCACCAAUUCAAAUCUCUUUGAAUCAUUGCUUCAUUCCUACACUCUCUGCAAUUCUUCACCUCUUGUUUUUGAUACCCUUUUCAAGACUUUUGCUCAUAUGAAUAAGCUGAGAAAUGCUACCGAUACUUUUGUGAAAAUGAAGGAAUAUGGUUUCUUUCCAACUGUUGAAUCUUGUAAUGCUUUUCUUAGUUCAAUGCUUUAUCUUAAAAGACCGGAAUUGGUUGUAUCGUUUUAUCGUCAAAUGCGGAGAAAUCGUAUUUCUCCUAAUGUUUACACGAUUAAUAUGGUUGUUUCUGCUUAUUGUAAGUUAGGUGAAUUGAAUAAAGCUAGUGAGGUUUUGGAGAAGAUGAAGGAUAUGGGUUUGUGUCCUAAUGUUGUUACUUUUAAUUCUUUGAUUUCGGGUUAUUGUGAUAAGGGUUUACUUGGUUUGGCUUUAAAGGUUAGGGAUUUGAUGAUGGGAAAAAAUGGGGUGUUUCCAAAUGUGGUUACUUUUAACACUCUUAUUAAUGGUUUUUGUAAAGAAGGGAAAUUGCAUGAAGCUAAUAGGGUUUUUAGUGAGAUGAAGUUGGCUAAUGUGGCUCCUAAUGUUGUGACAUAUAAUACUUUGAUUAAUGGGUUUGGUCAAGCUGGUAAUAGUGAAAUGGGGAUUGGGCUUUUUGAGGAGAUGGAGAGGAAUAAAGUGAAAGCUGAUAUUUUGACUUAUAAUGGUUUGAUUUUGGGACUUUGUAAAGAAGGGAAGACUAAGAAAGCUGCUUAUAUGGUUAAGGAGCUUGAUAAGGGUAAUUUGGUACCUAAUGCAUCUACUUUUUCUGCUCUUAUUGCUGGACAGUGUGUGAGGAACAACUCUGAACGUGCUUUUCUUGUUUAUAGAAGCAUGGUUAGGAGUGGUUUUAGUCCAAAUGAGAAUACUUUUCGGAUGUUGGCAUCGGCUUUUUGUAAGAACGAAGACUUUGAUGGAGCUGUACAAGUCUUGAGGGACAUGUUGGAAAGAUUCAUGACUCCUGAUUCUAGUAUUUUAUCUGAAGUUUAUAGUGGACUUUGCAGGUGUGGGAGGAAGCAGUUUGCGUUGAUGUUGUGUAGUGAGAUUGAAGCUAAGCGUUUAUUGCCACAAGGUUUUGACAGAGAAAAAAUAGUCAUCACUGGUUCAGAACAUGAUACAAGCAAUUCAACUUGUUAGGUUGCUUUGCUUGACUAUAGCUUGUAUGAUUUUUGAAGCUAUCAAUUACAUGCUUCACUGUAAAGAACAUUACAUUAAACUAACCACAUAAGAUACAUAUUUUGAGAUUGAUCUGUAAGCACAGCAAGCUCAAUCAACUAGAUGUCCUCCGACUCAAAGUGCAGCAAGCGUAAAAUAGGACAUAAUAAAGUCUGCCGUUAUUCUACGUAAAAAUAUUACUUUGAUGAAGGAAUGUUAUUUCAGUAUGUAGCUGAGCUUGAUGCUUUCCUUAAGUUUCUUAUUUGGAGGUUCUCAAUUUUGGAUAAACCAACUCCUGGCAUUGCUAAUCUGAAGUAUAGAGAUAAGCCUGCACUUCAAUCAAGAGAUAGAGGCAAUGUUAUUGUGCUUCUUCCUCUUUUUAAUUCAUCAUUGGUGAAAAAUCUCCUCCGGCCUUUUUCUAAGGAUAAAUCAUCAAAUUCGGCUGAAGAUAUCCCAUUUUCCCAGGCUACUCCAGUCAUCCUUUUGUUGCUUUACCUUGUCAGCACAUGUACUACAUCUAUAUGAAUAUAUGCUUCAAAGUAAACUGUUUCUCAUUCACGGAUUUCGGCUAAGCAAUACUUGGUCAUUCAUGGAUUUCGGCUAAGCAAUACUUGACAAUUUCUUUCUGCAAGAUAUUGUUACUACUGUCUUCGGACACGAUGUGCUGCUGUUCCAUCAUUUAGGUGUUCAAGGUGCAGUGAGCCAGUGGUUGGUAUGCAUUGACAUGGUAGUGUUUCGACGCAAUAAUUGUUAUUCAGAGAGGAGGAAUAUAUCUUUAGAGUUAGGAAAAAUUUGGUCUAUUUACAGAAUUAUCAUAUAAAACACUGCCGAAAAUUGUGGUGGUAUUUUUUUCCCACUCCAUUUGGUUUUCCCGUACUAUUUACAUGUAAUUAGAAUGAGGUAAAAGAACAAAUCAAAUUUCUUCAUAGCUUCACUUA